This is a messenger RNA of Telopea speciosissima, 667 nucleotides long. Its product is annotated as norbelladine 4'-O-methyltransferase-like. The transcript has 3 exons. Lineage: Eukaryota; Viridiplantae; Streptophyta; Magnoliopsida; Proteales; Proteaceae. The coding region runs from base 55 to 651 and encodes 198 amino acids. Gene Ontology annotation, molecular function: O-methyltransferase activity; S-adenosylmethionine-dependent methyltransferase activity. The record is from RefSeq and is a predicted model, not a curated record.
UAGUGAUCUUUUUAAAAAAGAAAAUAAGCUACUGGUGAUAACUCUCUUAUUUUAAUGUGUGUGUGUAUAUAUAUAUAUAGGAGCGAGUGGUUAGUCCCCGCCGAUGAAGGGCAGUUCUUGUCUAUGCUUAUGAAGAUUAUGAAGCCUAAGAAGACGCUUGAAAUCGGAGUUUUCACCGGUUAUUCUCUUCUAACUACUGCCCUUGCAUUGGAUGAUGAUGCCAAGAUAACAGCAAUAGACCCAAGCAGAGAAGCCUAUGAGGUUGGGUUGCCAUUCAUUAAAAAGGCUGGUGUGGAGCACAAGAUCAACUUUAUUGAAUCAUUGGCAAUGCCUGUCUUAGAUGAGAUGUUGGCUAGUGGAGAAGAAAUGGAGUUCGAAUUUGCAUUUAUUGAUGCAGACAAAUACAAUUACUUGAAAUACCAUGAGAAACUGAUGAAGCUUGUGAAGAUUGGUGGGAUUAUAGCUUAUGAUAAUACUCUCUGGUUUGGCUCUGUUGCUUAUGAAGGAGAGGUUAAGGGAAUGCCUGAGCGUUUGAUGGUUCAAAGGGCCUCCAUUCUGGAGUUAAACAGCUUCUUAGCCUCUGAUUCCCGUAUAGAACUUUCAGUAGUUUCUAUCGGUGAUGGCGUUACCUUGUGCAGACGCAUUUCUUGAAAAGGCUUAAAUGGGG